Molecule: messenger RNA, 345 nt
Organism: Fusarium mangiferae
Lineage: Eukaryota; Fungi; Ascomycota; Sordariomycetes; Hypocreales; Nectriaceae
Exons: 2
Coding region: 1-345 (114 amino acids)
Source: RefSeq, a predicted model, not a curated record
AUGGCCGUUCUUGGAUCAUUUCGCAAGUGGUUGAGCCUCAAGCAAUACCAGCUGGAGGUCACUUUCAGUGUGUACAUGUUCACGCCCUGGGAGAAGUUCUUUUUCAGCUCCAUUGUUUUUCUGCUCUUCAGCUUGACCUUCAUCGCCGCCUGUCUUUACCUCCCGCAUCACAUUUCUUUCCUUGUCGGUCGCGCCUGGUACUAUAUCAAUGGAGAGCACAUUGAUGUUGCCGAGGUGGUACAGGAAGCUGUUAAAGAUAUGUCUGCGAGCGCGCUGUCCGGGACAACUGCAAGCGUCGUAGAUGUUACCAAGGAGACAGUCGAAACGGUUGUGAGAGAACUAUAA